Molecule: messenger RNA, 1218 nt
Organism: Fragaria vesca subsp. vesca
Lineage: Eukaryota; Viridiplantae; Streptophyta; Magnoliopsida; Rosales; Rosaceae
Product: probable polygalacturonase At3g15720-like
Exons: 8
Coding region: 1-1218 (405 amino acids)
Biological process (GO): carbohydrate metabolic process
Molecular function (GO): polygalacturonase activity
Source: RefSeq, a predicted model, not a curated record
AUGAGGAAUGCUCUUGUCCUUUUGAUUUUACACACUAUUGCUUCAUCAAAUUUUAGUUUUGGACAUGGGCAAACAACCUUUAAUGUGCUUGACUAUGGUGCUGCUGGAGAUGGCGAGAGAGAUGAUUCUAAAGCAUUCUUAGAAGCAUGGAAUGCAUCAUGUUCAACUUACGCUAGUGAAGGGACAACAACACUAGUAAUACCAGCAGAAAAAACAUUCCUUUUGCAACCUACCACCUUCUCAGGUUCUUGCAAUUCUGGCAACGGUAUCCGGGUCGAGAUUAUGGGGAAAAUUGUGGCACCGAAAAAUCCAGAUGAAUGGAAAGAGUGUGUAGAAUCGUGGUUAUCUUUUGGAAAUCUGAGCAACCUCAUCAUAAACGGAACAGGAGAAAUUAAUGGCCAAGGUUCACCUUGGUGGAGCAAUAUUACCACCCAAGUAAACGCUCUACACUUCUUCAAUUGCAGUAAUCUUCGGUUAAGUGGAGUUACACAUGUUGACAGUCCAAAGGCUCAUAUUAGCAUCAAUCGUAGUAAUAAUGUCACCGUCUCCGAUAUUCAUAUUCUUGCACCUCAUGAUAGUCCCAACACAGAUGGUAUUGACAUCUCUGUCUCAACAUAUGUCAAUAUUCAUGACUCCAAAAUAGCAACUGGUGAUGACUGUAUUGCCAUUAACAAUGGUUCAUCCUUCAUCAAUAUCACCAAUAUCGCAUGUGGACCUGGUCAUGGAAUUAGUGUGGGAAGUUUAGGGGUGAAUAGAAGUUAUCAGACAGCAGAACAAAUAAACGUACGAAAUUGUAGUUUCAACGGAACACAAAAUGGAGCUAGACUUAAGACAUGGCAGGGUGGCUCUGGGUAUGCUAGGAAGAUAACAUUCGAAAAUAUAACACUAACAGAUGCGAAGCACCCCAUUAUCAUUGACCAACAUUAUUGUAAUGGAAAACACGACUGUCCAAACUCGACUCAGGCAGUACAAGUGAGUGAUGUCACAUAUAGUAAUAUUCAAGGAACUUCUUCAAGUAUGGAGGCCAUAGUAUUUAACUGCACACAGAUUCCCGGUUGUACUAACAUUGUGAUGAAACAAAUCAAUAUCACUUCGGCAAUUGCUUAUCAGAACAUUUCUGCCUCUUGUAUCAAUGCGAAUGGGACUUGCAGCACAACGGUUCCCCAAGUCUCUUGCUUGAAGACAAAUGAAACAAUGUCUUUCAAUCUAUACACAUAG